This is a messenger RNA of Thermothelomyces thermophilus ATCC 42464, 1655 nucleotides long. RefSeq lists its product as uncharacterized. The transcript has 3 exons. Lineage: Eukaryota; Fungi; Ascomycota; Sordariomycetes; Sordariales; Chaetomiaceae. The record is from RefSeq and is a predicted model, not a curated record. Gene Ontology annotation, biological process: mitochondrial respiratory chain complex IV assembly. Bases 73 to 1575 code for a protein of 500 amino acids. Gene Ontology annotation, cellular component: extrinsic component of mitochondrial inner membrane.
CUCCAUACGAGCAUUGAAAAGACCCAUCGUCAAAAACGUUGGUAACACCACCCGACCGAGAGCGAGACUGCGAUGGCUCUCCCAGCAGAACUCGCAGCGCGCUCAGCGCUGUCGAGGAUUUGCACACGGUGCUCGGUGUCACUACAAUCUCGAAACGGGCUUGCCAUCGGCUUUCACCGGGUUUCCCGGCAACAACGACGGCCGCUUUCCGGAAGGAGCUCUGGGACAAAGCAGGUCGGUGGCAUUCCAGCCUCUGUUGCGGGAAGGAGUUUCAAUACCGCGCCCGGGCGGUUCUCCUCCGGCGUAGCGCGAGCCGAAAGUAGCUCGACCGUCCCCAGGUCUCCGUUCCAGUCAAAACCGGUUCUGGCUCCAGACGAGCUCUUCCACUCCUUCACGAAUUCCCCUAUUCCUGAUAUUCGAAGGCGGGCGGCCUUUAUGCGACAGCAUGCCCGCUGUCCUCACCAUGACCACCAGCCAGGUGGCGGAAUGGCGCCUGCGCAUGUCGAUUUUGAGUGUCCCGACUGCGGCAUUCCGGUCUAUUGCAGCAAGGAGCACUGGGCAGACGAUUACGAGGCGCAUCUCCAAAUCUGUGACACCCUGCGCCAGGUCAACGAGGACGACCAUGACCUCCGGUCUGGCCGCCAUUUCCCCGAAUUCGAAUAUGCGGGCGCGCAGCUGGAAGAGGCGUUGGUCAACAUGAGCAACUGGGACACCUUCCUCUACACGCGGCAGUUUAAUGCCAUCAAUGAUGACCGGAGCAUGAGGCAGGCAACGAGGCUGCUGACGUAUCCUGUUACUAUCGGGAGCAUCCUUCACGAGCUAAGUCCCUACAACAUCAAGCCUGGCGGCAGGCUUACCCCUGAAGGAAUCAAGAGUCUUAGUGCUCUACGGUACACUCUCCACCCGCCGCUGACGGGCGCUGGGACGGACGUGAAGAAGCUUCGGGUCGAGGCACCUGCCGUCCGCAUCUUCGUUCUGGGCGCCCGAGCCGAGUCUUCACUCCCUCGGGACGUCUGGAUCCAGCUGGCCCAUCUCUUCCCUCGUACCAGGAUACACUUGAUCUUCAUCGGUCCGGAGAGCAUGCUCAACAGAGACGAUGAGUUCCCACUCCCUCCGCGGACUCCGACGAACCCCUUCGGCGCCAUUGUCGAGGACCGAGUAUGGCCGACCCUGAAGAUCAGCACUAUUGUGGACUACUAUCACACGAUUCACAAGACCGGCUACUUCUACCCUUACGACCCGUACUUUGAUUGUUUUGUCAUGUUCCACCCCGGAUUGGGACACCCAGCCAGCUCGCACGAGUGGGAGGAAUCACUCCCGAUGCUCUUGGAGACUAAAGCACCCAUCAUUGUUACCGGUUACACCCAAGAAGACAUGGAGCGCGAUAUCAACUGGGUCAACAAGACGGCGGCUGGAGAGUUUGACGUGCUGUUGGAGCCCGGUGAGAACAGGUUCCGCAGUCUGCGCUGGGACCUGAACGAUCUAGACCCUCAGGACGUUAGCGCCGGCAACUGGGGCGUGUGGGCUUUCAGGGGCAAGAGGUACGAGACUACCCGCAAGUCUGCGGAUGAUUAAGUGUAGUAUAUUUUUUUUUUUUUGCCCAGUUCAUGAACGACUCUCUUGUACUACAAAAGGUUGGCCAACUUUCUCGGCCG